Messenger RNA from Neolamprologus brichardi, 2506 nucleotides. The record is from RefSeq and is a predicted model, not a curated record. Lineage: Eukaryota; Metazoa; Chordata; Actinopteri; Cichliformes; Cichlidae.
CACUUCCUGUCUGACACAGAUGCUUAGAAAACGUUUGGUAGCAAGAACUGUAGGAAGCUGCUGUGGUGACUCUGAUGUGAUGGCUGUGAACCGUUGGGGACAGUGAUUCUGAGAGAAGAACCCAGAGAAGGAGCAGCCAUGGCCUGUGCUCGAGUGCCACUGGAUGAGCAGCAAGUGACCGAGCCUGGCCCUCUGGGAAAGGAGCGCACGCUGCCUGCACUGCACCCAGACAGGACAGAGGAGCGCUGUUUCGUGCCUUACAAGCCCCCUCCAGAAGACGGCUCUCCAGCUGACGUGGAGGAGUUUUUAGAACAUGCCAGAUUCAUCACAGAGGACCUGGAGUGGCUGCUUGCAUUGCCUCACGACAAGUUCUGGUGUCAGGAACACUUCUUUACCCCAGCGGUGUUUGGGGAGAUCAUCUACGAGAACUUUCUGUUUGACAUUCCCAAAAUUUUGGAUCUUUGUGUGCUUUUUGGAAAGGGUAACGGCCAGCUGCUGCACAAGAUGAUAGAGAACAUCUUCACUCAGCAGCCGUCCUACUACAACGACCUGGAUGAGACGGUGGCCACAGUUUUACAGGUAUUUGACACGAUCCUGGAGAAGUGUGGUCUCCAGUGUGAAGGAGCCACCGCUGCAGAGCCAAUGAAGCUGAACGCACACAAAAAACCCACUGCCAUGACCAUGAGCCAGCAGGAACUGUCAGAUAUAAUUUUGUACCUGUGUGACUCAACCACCACCAUCAAUGCCUUCCUGGACAUCUUCCCCGCAGCCUGCACCAGCUUCCAGUCCCACAGCUUCCUCAGCAGUCUGACCUCGUUUUAUGAGACCGGUGUGCCUGACCUCGAGAAGGCGAUCAGGAAGAGAAACUUUGACGAUAAAAGUCUUCAGGAGGACCUGUGGAAGAGGCUGUCUCACUCCUGUCGUAAGAUGGUGGAGACGGUGCACCUGCUGCUGCACCACACCUGCCUACAACCAAUCCUGGAGGGGAGAGAAAACAUGCAAACAUUUGCAGAGGAACUGCUGCAAUAUUUCACAUCAUUUUUACCUGAGAAAAGAUUCUUGACAGACUACGAUGAGCAGUUCCCUGUUGCAGACGACAUCAGCCUCCUGCAGCAGGCCGUCCCUGUCAUUGAUGAGACCAGGACGUCCUACUUGCUCCAGGGAGUUGAAAGUGCCUGGGACAGCGUGGGGCGACGGAAACCACAAAGCCAGACUCGGACUAGUCAGGCUCAAGCUUCUGCAUCGCCAUCGGCCAAUCGGGGACCAGCAGCUGGUGCUGCCGCUUCCUCUUCGGCUGGCUCUAAACCUCAGGAGGUCAGAGAGCCAGCAGAAGGAGAGAGUGCGAGGGGAGCAGAGGCCAUGCUGGAUGUCCCCCAAAGAGGAAACAAUGGCGCCGUGUGUCCACUGAUCGGGGCGGAGCUGGAGUCUCUGCUGUCGUGUAUCAGGGAUCUACUUCCUGAUUUGGGUGAAGGUUUCCUGCUGGAAUGCCUGAAGGAAUACAACUACAACUCCGAGCUGGUCAUCAAUAACAUCCUGGAGGACCGGUUAGCUCCCAAUCUGGCCAAACUGGACCGAGCCAUGCCACGGCCAGUGGAGGAGGAGCUUCCGGCUGUUCUGAACAACAGAUCCAACGUGUUUGAUGGUGACGAGUUUGACGUCUUCCGCAGAGAGCAGGUGGACAUGUCCCGCGUCUGGAAGGGCCGGAGGAAAGGUGAGAACGUUCGGGAGAUGCUGAACGACAAGCGGCACAUAGCGGAACAGAAAGCUCGUUAUCACAUGUACGAGACAGUGGUGGACGAGGUCGUCGUCGAACCCGGAGAAUCCGCGACGGCGUACGAGCUGGACGACUACGACGACGAGUACGACGACACCUACGACAUGAACCAAGUGGGCGCCAACGACCUGGACGGAGACUCUUUACUGACCAGAAGGCCGUUCACGGUACCGCAAGUACUGAGAAAAGGAAACAAGGAAGACGAGGAGGAGGAGGAUGAAGACGAUCAAGAGGAAGAUGCUUCAAAGAGCGCUGGAAACAGGGACCAGUUCGUGCAGGACCCGGCUGUGCUGAGGGAGCGAGCCGAGGCUCGAAGAGCAGCCAUGCAGCAGAGGAAAGGCUUCCGGCCAGAGCGUUCCAGCAACGUGGCCGGCCGACCCAAAGGACAAGGACAAACCGCUGAGACGUUACUGGACCGGCGAAAGAAGGAGACCAACAAGAGCCGUGUAGCCAACCACAACCGGCGCAGCAUGGCCGACCGCAAGAGGAACAAAGGCAUGAUCCCCUCCUGACCUGUGGCUCAAGCCCAAUGGACUGAUGGGAGAAGGGGAGGAUGAGGUGUGCGUGAGUGAAAGCUGAAGGAUCCGGGCUCUGGUGUGGUUCUGGUUCAGGUUCAGCCUAAAGUCACUGUGAAAGCCGUCACAGAUUUCGUUAGUUUUCAGAAUGGUUUCGGUAAAACUGCAUUUUGGCUUUUUCUUUUAUUAAAAGUUGCCAACAAGCUUUACUGAACUA